GCGGGGUCAGCGCAGUUGGCGGGAGCGGGAAGCGCUUAGACCGCGCUUGGCGCUGAGGAGCCGUUGAGAGACCCGCGCGCCGGGACGCCGACCGCCGCCAUGCACGUCGUCAAGCGGGAUGGACGCCAAGAGCGUGUCAUGUUUGACAAGAUCACGUCGCGCAUCCAGAAGCUCUGCUACGGGCUCAACGCUGACUUUGUUGAUCCCGCCCAGAUCACCAUGAAAGUGAUUCAGGGGCUGUACAGUGGUGUCACGACGGUGGAACUGGAUACGCUGGCUGCUGAAACGGCUGCAACCCUGACCACCAAACACCCUGACUACGCUAUCCUGGCAGCAAGGAUUGCAGUGUCCAAUUUGCACAAAGAAACCAAGAAAGUAUUCAGUGAUGUGAUGGAUGAUCUGUACAACUACAUAAACCCUCACAAUGGGAAGCACUCACCAAUGAUCUCCAAAGAAACUCUAGACAUAGUUUUGGCCAACAAAGAUCGCCUGAAUUCUGCCAUUAUCUAUGACAGAGACUUCUCCUACAACUAUUUCGGUUUUAAGACUCUAGAACGCUCCUACUUGCUGAAAAUCAACUCAAAAGUGGCUGAGCGUCCUCAGCACAUGUUGAUGAGGGUAUCGGUGGGGAUCCACAAAAAUGACAUUGAUGCUGCAAUUGAAACUUACAACCUUCUGUCUGAAAGGUGGUUUACCCAUGCCUCCCCCACGUUAUUCAAUGCAGGCACCAACCGGCCUCAACUUUCCAGUUGUUUCCUGCUGUGCAUGAAGGAUGACAGCAUUGAGGGAAUCUAUGACACUCUCAAGCAGUGUGCGCUGAUCUCAAAGUCUGCUGGUGGGAUUGGCCUUGCUGUGAGCUGUAUCCGAGCCACGGGCAGCUAUAUUGCUGGGACAAAUGGAAAUUCCAAUGGGCUUGUUCCAAUGCUGAGGGUCUACAACAACACUGCCCGUUACGUGGAUCAAGGUGGAAACAAGAGGCCUGGGGCUUUUGCCAUCUACCUGGAGCCGUGGCAUUUGGACAUCUUUGAGUUUCUUGACUUAAAGAAGAACACUGGGAAAGAAGAGCAGCGAGCCAGAGACCUUUUCUUUGCCCUCUGGAUUCCCGAUCUCUUCAUGAGGCGAGUUGAAACCAACCAGGACUGGUCCUUAAUGUGUCCAAAUGAGUGUCCUGGCCUAGAUGAGGUUUGGGGAGAGGAGUUUGAGAAACUAUAUGAGAGUUACGAGAAGCAAGGCCGUGUCCGCAGAGUGGUGAAGGCCCAGCAGCUCUGGUACGCUAUCAUUGAAUCUCAGACAGAGACCGGCACACCGUACAUGCUGUACAAAGACUCUUGCAACCGGAAGAGCAAUCAGCAGAACUUGGGGACCAUCAAAUGCAGCAAUCUGUGUACAGAAAUAGUGGAGUAUACCAGCAAAGAUGAGGUUGCAGUUUGUAAUUUGGCCUCUAUAGCCCUGAACAUGUACGUCACUUCAGAGCAUACAUAUGAUUUCAAGAAGCUAGCUGAAGUCACUAAAGUUAUUGUCCGAAACCUGAACAAAAUCAUUGACAUCAACUACUACCCUGUGCCAGAGGCUGAACGCUCCAACAGACGCCAUCGUCCCAUUGGCAUUGGUGUGCAGGGCCUGGCCGAUGCUUUCAUCUUGAUGAGGUACCCCUUUGAAAGUCCCGAGGCCCAGCGCUUGAACCAGCAAAUUUUUGAGACCAUUUAUUACGGUGCUUUGGAAGCCAGCUGUGAACUUGCCAAGGAGCAAGGACCGUACGAAACAUAUGAGGGUUCUCCUGUCAGCAAAGGAAUUCUUCAGUAUGACAUGUGGAAUGUCACCCCGUCUGAUCUGUGGGACUGGAAGGCUUUAAAGGAGAAGAUUGCUAAAUAUGGUGUCAGAAACAGCCUUCUCCUUUCUCCCAUGCCAACUGCUUCUACUGCUCAGAUCUUGGGCAAUAACGAAUCCAUUGAGCCCUACACCAGUAACAUCUACACACGCAGGGUCCUCUCGGGAGAGUUUCAGGUUGUGAAUCCGCACUUGUUGAAAGAUCUCACAGAGAGGGGCCUGUGGAAUGAGGAGAUGAAAAACCAAAUCAUUGCCCACAACGGCUCUAUCCAGAAUAUACCCGAGAUUCCUGAUGACCUGAAGCAACUCUAUAAGACCGUGUGGGAGAUCUCCCAGAAAACUAUCCUCAAGAUGGCAGCAGACAGAGGAGCUUUCAUUGAUCAGAGCCAGUCUCUCAACAUCCACAUUGCAGAACCCAACUACGGCAAACUCACCAGCAUGCACUUCUACGGCUGGAAGCAGGGUCUGAAGACUGGCAUGUACUAUCUAAGGACAAAACCAGCUGCUAACCCCAUCCAGUUCACCCUGAACAAAGAGAAACUCAGAGAGCGGGAGAAGGCCUCCAAGGAAGAGGAAGAGAAGGAGAGGAAUAAAGCAGCCAUGGUGUGCUCCCUGGAGAACCGGGAUGAGUGUAUGAUGUGUGGCUCCUAAUGGAUCCGCCCUGCAGUGCCAGCAAAGCCAUUCCACCUAGCUGGAGUCCUUCUAAGAUAGAAGCGUCUAGAGUAACUUCAGGAUGUAGAGGCUUGCUGGAACUGUGGCAGGGAGGGGUGAUCACAGUAGUGUAUUGUAGCUUCCCUGUCCAAUUGGGGGUUGGUGCACAGGUAUGGAUAGGGUGCAUAAGAAGUUUGUAUAUUGCUUUAGUAGCUGGGCUUCCUGAAAACUUACGUGCUCUUGCAUGGUCUUACACUGAACCCUACAGGCAGGACUUCUCCUGAACAGACAGGAAAAGUGCUAAUACCACUUACGUUAGAGAUCUGUCCUGGGGACUUCAGACAAUUCUUUUCAUUUACCAAAGACUGUUACUCAUAUCUUCAGAGAACGAAGCGGACCUGACUGAUGUCUCUUCCUUUGCUGUGAUAAGACAGCAGGAAAACAUCCCCAGGCUAGGUGUGUCAUACGCCUGCUAUGCUGUCUGUCAUGGCAAAGGAGCAAUUUAUGUUAAGCUUAGAAAGCUGGAGUGUGUGCACAUCUGCCAGUGAGACCCUUCUCCCACCAUUUCUUACUCUCCUUCUCCCCUCCUCUUCCCUCUCCACAAAGCUUUUUUUGAAGGAGCAGACUGGUGGUAGGUGCGUUGCUACCUGCAGAGUUCAUCUUCUCCAUCCAGCCUGACAGGGCAGAGCGUUGCACUUGGUAAAUAUUCCUUUUCAGUUCCGACCAGGAAAUGGCAGAACUGCUGCAGUGCGUUUUAUUCUGUAUUAAAAACCUACUCUAAUUUAUCAGUCAGUUUUCUGGUAAUGGGCUUCCAUGCUGUCCUUGUCCAGAAAGCCUUCUGAAGUGCACACACCAUCUUUUUUUUCCCGAGAGUUGCAUUUAUCCACCCCAGCUAGUUAUUUGUUCUUUUAAAAAUAAUACAUUUUUACUUAUCCAUGUACUUAACUCCCUGCUCUAAUACGAUGGGGCUUCAUCAUCCAGUUCUUAAAUAUUUAUUGAAUUCAUGUACCAUACAACUAACCCUUUAAUCCAGCCAAACUCAAUAAAACGUGGAAUGUCGAAGGAAUGAGCAGUUGUAUCUUGGGAACACUUUUUUUGAUUAAAAGUGAA
Messenger RNA from Gymnogyps californianus (California condor), 3588 nucleotides. It is a transcript of the gene RRM1, whose product is annotated as ribonucleotide reductase catalytic subunit M1. Gene Ontology annotation, molecular function: ATP binding; ribonucleoside-diphosphate reductase activity, thioredoxin disulfide as acceptor. The record is from RefSeq and is a predicted model, not a curated record. Lineage: Eukaryota; Metazoa; Chordata; Aves; Accipitriformes; Cathartidae. Gene Ontology annotation, cellular component: ribonucleoside-diphosphate reductase complex. Bases 100 to 2478 code for a protein of 792 amino acids. The transcript has 19 exons. Gene Ontology annotation, biological process: DNA replication; deoxyribonucleotide biosynthetic process.